Messenger RNA from Schistosoma margrebowiei, 2100 nucleotides. The record is from the annotation of a GenBank genome assembly. Lineage: Eukaryota; Metazoa; Platyhelminthes; Trematoda; Strigeidida; Schistosomatidae.
AUGGAGGCCUCAGGAGAGUUCUGCGUUUACGAGGUAAAACCUGGAGAUUCACUGUCGGCUAUCGCUGCCCAGUUGGGUUUUGUAACCCCCACUCAGAUUGCUAGAGCCAAUCAUUUACCCCUCAUGAGUUAUGGACUCCCUCCCGUUUUUCCUGGUCAACGUUUAAUUAUUCCAACAGCUGCACGUGCGAAUUGCAGUUCAACUAAAAUAAAGCAUCUUCCUGGUGUCGCGUUGCGCAUAGAAGAUAUGGAUAAGCAAAAUGUCGAUACUACAAGUACUGGAUUUCUAGCUGUUCAACCCUUCUUUUAUACAACACGUGUUUUGAAUCCUAAUAAAUCCUAUCCCAUUGAUGAUGAUGCCCUGGAACGCCAAUUUGUUAAAGUGAAUGCCUUUCGUGUUCUAGAAAGUCUUGAUAAUUUGAUAGAUGGCGUUUUGCUGGUCACACCUGAAUCUUUGUGUUUCGACGCAAGUCAAACUGCAGUAGCUCAAAAACAGGCUUACAUAGCUUCACAUUCUGAAUUAUCUUCAUGUGAUCAUAACAUUGAUGCUACUCAUAACAAAAUGAUUGAAUCACAUCAUGACUCUGACAAUAAAUCAUCCACUUGCCAUGAUAAUAAUGUUGAGUUUUCUUGUUGCCAUAUUCCUCAAGAACUGCUAAAUUUAGGAUUAUGCAUUCCAUUAGAUUCAAUCAUUGCCAUGAAAACGCUUGUUGAAAAGGAUGUUAUACAUAUUUUAAAGUCCGAAUGUAACGAUAAAAUAAAUUCAUUAUCCAACUCAACUUUGCAAAAUGAAAAGACAGAAGAACACGUCAAUGUACAAAGUACGAAUGAAAAUACGAAGUCAACUGAUGAAAAUACUGAUCAUCAGCGAAAUGAUCCCAAUUUACCCAGUAAUAUUGAUAAGGAACAGCCUGACGAAACUAGUAAAUCAACUAUAAACGAUAAUUCCGUUGGUCUAUCCGAUAGCACUUAUGCUGUCAAUAUUAAUGAACAGUUGAGAACUCCUGAAAUCCCCCCUGAAAUCGAGACAACUUUGUCAACACCAUCAUCAGUAUCAUCAUCACCGCACCAACUACCAACAACAUCUUUAGAAACAUUGAGUACAUCUGUGAGUCAAUUAUUACAAAAAGAAAAUAACAGUGAAGACAAAAAUGUAACUAACGUUACAAACGAUUUAUAUUUGAGAAUCACUCUAAUUGGAGAUAUAACUCAUAUAUUUCGUCUUGCUGUUGAUCGCCUCACUCAAGUCUACAGUUUUCUUUUACGUGCUGGUGUAGGCAGUUUAGACAAGUAUAUAGAAGUUAACAAUCAUUCUGAACAGGUCGUUAUUGGAAAUUCUGAUAAAGAACAGGCGUUAGAUUCUGAUUCUACAGUAUGUCAUCGUCGUAGUUUAGUUGAAGAAAUGUUAGAAAGUCUGGAACAAUCUAUUCAUGUACCAAUACUCAAUGGUGGUGAAAGCAGAAUAUUAACUAAUGACAUGCUAGUAGAUCUUAGUGUUAACUUUCCUGCAUAUUGGAGUAGUUCUAACUUAAAUUCUAUCUACAAAUCUGAAGAUGAUGGCUAUUGUUUAAACACAGUGUACAGAAAGUGUAAAGAUGUUGAAGGUAGUGUUUUAUUGCUUAUACGUGAUACAAUGGGCGUUGUAUUUGGUGCAGUUAUGUCGGAAACAAUGAAAUGUAGUCAACAUUUUUAUGGGACUGGUGAAACAUUUGUCUUUCAUUGGAAACCAACAUUUAAAAAAUAUUGUUGGACUAAAAAGAAUUAUUUUUUCAUGCGAGGAUCUCUUCAUUCAUUUCAUAUUGGCGGUCAAAGCGGACGAAAUGCAAUAUGGUUUGAUGAAUCAUUAAAAUAUGGUUGUAGUGAACCGACUGACACAUUUGACAAUCCUGUACUCAGUGGAAAUUUACCAAAUAUACAAUUCUCUUCUUUAUCAUUGAAUAAAUCUGAUAAAAAUGAGAAUGUAUUAAUAGAAAACAAUAUUAAUAAUGUACAUGUUAAUUCUAAUCCAUUAAAUUCAACAAUAAAAUCUUCAUCUACAGUAUGUGAUAGUGUCCCAUUCAUAAUUGAUACAUUUGAAUUGUGGCAAUUAAUCAGUUGUUAG